UGUCGCCCCGCUAUCUUUAGCACUUGUCGCGGAUUACUGUGCACUGUGAGCCGGAUCGACUACCUGCUCCGUCGCUGCCCUCUCCCGACUACCGAAAAGCGCUCUUUAAAACGAACUACACGGCGACAACACCCCCUCCACACACAAAGGAUGGGGGAAUGACAACAAAAUCCCCGUCCCCGGUUCUCCGUUCCCGACAAGACAACUACCACCUCCACCGACGAUGCUGCCGCUCUCCAGCCCGCGGAGCGAACGCCGUCGCCGGGCUUCUACGCUGCUCCUGGCCGCGGUCGUGCUCUGCGUCGUCCGCGCCGCUGCUAGCCUUCCAGCUGGUAAAAUCUGCCCUCACCACAUCGACUGUGCCAAAGAGGGACGCCACCUGUGCCAGCCCGGCUCCGCCAGCUGCGGUCCGUGCCUCUCCGUGCUGGUGGAGGAUGAGAUGGGUCGCUGCGUGACCAGGACGAGAAAGCGUCACGCUAAAGUUCAGUUCUACCCAGACCUGGACGAGGAGAUCGAUUUCAUCCAUUCAUACAUCGAAAAACAGGAAAUUUCUGCGAUUGAACCACCGAAGACACAAUUGAAACCUCCCGUCAACGUCGUCUCCGCCAACUCCGGAAGCAAGCUUGCCGCCUCUGAACAGGGGCAGUCGGGCCAGGACCGCUCGCCAGCCGAAACCCGUAACGGCACCUCUGCGGCCUUCGGCCGAGCAAGUCUUAGGAACGCUUCCACGCCUCAGCCCCCCGGAGUAGACGGUCGAGGGGGCCCUCUUAUCGAGAAUGCUCACAAGGACGACAAGAUCAUCAUCAUUGUAAUCUCGCUGUUUGUGGUGAUUGGCACCAUUGCAUUGAUCAUGGCGACUGUCUGCUAUGUCAAGUUGCGCAAAGAAUCUCGUCUGGCUCAGAAGGUGGACUAUCCUGCCUUCAGGGGAGCAGGUGUGACCACCGCCGCAGGUGGCGCAAAAUCGAUUGGAGAUAAAACGUUGGCGCAGAGUGCUCAAAUGUACCACUAUCAGCACCAAAAGCAGCAGAUGCUGUCCAUUGGAAAUCACAAACCAGAACAAAAAGUCAUGGAUGCCGAGGUCACCUCAGACGAAGAAGAGGCCGGAGACUUCACAGUGUACGAGUGUCCUGGACUUGCACCGACCGGCGAGAUGGAGGUGAAAAACCCUCUGUUCGACGACUCCACCAUGCAUUAUCAGGGCAAUCAAAAGUGAAUGCUGAACACACACGUGCAAACACUCACACUGCAUGCAGACAAACGGAGGAAACCUGGCAGAAGACGAGACAUUAAAAAAAAAAAAAAAAAAAAAAACAUCCGUAUUGUUUCUCUCUCUUGGCCCUUUACUAAUUCGUCCCCGCCUCCUUCCUCCUGCUUUUAUGACCCUCGUGUAAUGUUGGGGUUCUUUGUGGAUUUUAAGUCUUUUAGCACAAAGACUUCUCCUUGAGUUGUUGCUGUGAAGCGUCCUGUCCUCAAUUAAAUUUUAAACUUUUUUUUUUUUUUUUCUUCUUCUUUUUUGGGUUGCAAUUUCUCUCCCCCGUCAUUUCUGCAGCUGUUUCCCAAAGACUGUGAUUACACUAGCGGGAAGCGCGUAGGAGCCGCCGCACGCACCGCGACCGACAUUUACAUAAUAGCAGAAAAACAGGUGCCCUUCUUUGUUUCGUCACACGUGGCUUGCGGCCCGGCCACAUUCCUACCAGGAAAUCUACAACGUACUAUUUCUGAAAUUUUAGUAUCACUGAUUUUUGGGUGCACACGAAGAUUUUAAAUAUAAUAUAUGAAGUACUUGAUGAUGUCUGUUGCAUGGUUUGACCGUACUGUGUUUGAAUCAUGGCAAUGCAAAAUCCCUUCUGCCUCUCGUUAUGUAUCCAGGUGACUCUGAAGCAUUUGAAUGACAUUUUCUGGUGGUGGGGGGGGACAUGGACUAUAUUGAUAGAUGUAUCGGUGGUCAAUUUCACUAUCUUGUGUUGUCCUGCUCUGUCCUCUUGUCGGUCCCAAAACAAACCUCCUGCUGCAAAAAUGUACAUAAAAGAGUGAAAGUGUUCACCUUUUAUAGGUAUUUGUAUAUGCAGAGCAAGGAUGGGUAAUAAAACUUUUUACCACGUCA
Syngnathoides biaculeatus (alligator pipefish) is the source of this 2104-nucleotide messenger RNA. RefSeq names its product neural proliferation, differentiation and control, 1a (gene npdc1a). The transcript has 9 exons. Gene Ontology annotation, cellular component: membrane. Bases 224 to 1213 code for a protein of 329 amino acids. NCBI's taxonomy places the organism in Eukaryota, Metazoa, Chordata, Actinopteri, Syngnathiformes, Syngnathidae. The record is from RefSeq and is a predicted model, not a curated record.